Messenger RNA from Poecilia latipinna (sailfin molly), 4358 nucleotides. Its product is annotated as sphingosine-1-phosphate phosphatase 1-like. Gene Ontology annotation, biological process: sphingosine metabolic process. The transcript has 3 exons. The record is from RefSeq and is a predicted model, not a curated record. Gene Ontology annotation, molecular function: sphingosine-1-phosphate phosphatase activity. Gene Ontology annotation, cellular component: endoplasmic reticulum membrane. NCBI's taxonomy places the organism in Eukaryota, Metazoa, Chordata, Actinopteri, Cyprinodontiformes, Poeciliidae. Bases 577 to 1938 code for a protein of 453 amino acids.
UGAAAAUCAUCACAUAUUAUAGGUGUCAAUAUGACACUCUCAACAUGGCGUUGACACAGACGUACGGUGAGGACACUCAUGUUGCAUUUAAUGUUGUCUGUGGCUACAGUCAGGUGCUCUGAGAGGCAAGACAAAAUCUUCAACGAAGAACUUUUGCCACACAAGGAACUUGAUCAACAAUUAGUUCAAAUAUAAUAUUAUUCCUGGGCUAGUUUAUGACAGUACAGUUCUAUCGUGGAUUAUUUAUCAACCAAAUAUGAACAUGACAAAACAAGCAAGAUUUCCAACAGCACUUGAACGCAAUGGAGAAAGUGUGUUUUCCACUUUUCCCUGAACCUCCCCGUCUGUGUCUUUGUGUUUCUGCUGUGACUGUACAGGCCACUGUCUCCUGCACUGCGUUGUACAUGUUUUACGGGUCGUCGUCCCAACUUUCUCAGCUCUUUUCAUGGUUCGCGCUUCACCUCAGAUAGCUGCCCUAGCCAGCAGACGGCAGCCUGGGAGCUAACACCCACCGCAUAGAGGAAGUACACAAGUCCAUGUUUCCUCCUGCACCUCCGCGAAGAGAGCCAGCUCAACAUGGUGAGAGUUAUGGAGUACCUUCGCUACCUCCAAGACCCUCACCUUGUCGCCCGCUUUCAGCUUAUUUGCGGGAUACGGGGCACUCUUUCAGAACCUGUUCCUGCCGAUAGUUCGACCUCUGACAGCUGCAGGUCAGUAGAUAAGGCUCGUUCUCGCAACAACGGGGCUCUCCAUCAUCACACAGCCGGGGAAACAGGAAAUGAACAGUUGACCAGUAUGGGAGUUCAGAGGAGGAUCGCAGACGUGACUGACCCUAGAAACCUCAAGCAUGACAUGGAAGACGCUCCCCCGAACGGGGCUGCUCUGUCCCCAGGUGGAGAAAGUGUCGCUGUGCGGGGCAGCACUCUUAAACCCCUCCGCAGAAAUUCUCUGACGGGCGAAGCGGGGCAGGAGUUUGUCAUCGAGAACCGCUUCUUGUUUUACUUGUUCACCUUCGGGACAGAAUUGGGAAACGAAUUAUUUUACAUCAUCUUCUUCCCCUUCAUCAUGUGGAAUGUGGACGCUUUCGUGAGCAGACGGUUGAUCAUGGUGUGGGUCUGGGUCAUGUACGUGGGACAGUGCACGAAGGAUGUAAUCGGCUGGCCCCGACCCGCUUCCCCACCUGUGGUCAAAGUGGAAAUGUUUUACAACUCUGAGUACAGCAUGCCGUCCACCCACGCCAUGUCAGGGACAGCCAUCCCCUUCUCCCUGUUCUUCAUGACCCAUGGCCGCUGGGAGUACCCUUACACCCUGGGCUUCAGCUUGGCUCUCUGUUGGUGUCUGUUGGUCUGUUCCAGCCGGAUCUACAUGGGGAUGCACUCAGUCCUGGACGUCAUCGCUGGCAUCCUGUACAGCAUCCUCAUCCUCUUCUUCUUUCUCCCUGCAUUGGACAUGAUUGACAGCUUCAACCUGAGCUCCCGCUACGCUCCGCUGGUCAUCGUUUCCAUACCCCUGGCCCUGGCCCUCUUCUCAUUCACCCUGGACACCUGGAGCACUUCUCGAGGUGACACGGCUCAGAUCCUGGGUGUGGGUGCUGGCGUGGCCCUGGCGUCUCAUGUAAACCAGCUCCUAGGUUUGAUGCCAGACCUGACGGCGGAUCAGCUCCCUCUCAUGGUGCCUACUGUAAGUGGCGGCCUGGUGUGUAGCGCUAUUCUGCGGUUGGUUCUGGGAGUGAUAGUCCUUGUGGCGAUACGGGCCCUGAUGAAGGCCAUCACCAUUCCACUGGUGUGCUGGCUGUUCAGGGUGCCCAGCUCAGACUUGAGGAAGGCCCGGCAGCAUGUGGAGGUAGAACUCCCGUACCGCUACAUUGUUUAUGGGACCAUGGGCUUUAGUGUGCUCUUCCUGGUUCCACUGCUCUUCGCCUACGUGGAGAACGCAUGAAUGCAUGUAACUUAAAUGCAUGGUCAGUCUCCAGCCAGGAAUUGGAGAGCCAGCAUUUCAAUACUGUUUUUGCAUCUCCAUGUAAAACCAGACUUUUUCCUCUUCCACAGGAAGUUAGGACCACAACUGACUGAGAUGCAUUAAAGCCUUAACACUGAACUCCUUCCUCUCUUUCUUAACCUUUCUGCUGUUUUUUCCAACAGACUCAGGUUAGCUCUGGAGAAGGAGGAGGGUGAGGGAGAAUGUCUUUUAAGUGGCACUGUCUUUUAUAAGAUGUAUUUUGUAAGAUGAACCUGUGGAAAGACAAACCUAUCUAUGUUGGUGGGUUUUUUUUUUACACUAAAUAACCACACCGAUGCCUUUUUAAAGACAUAGUUCAAGAAUUUUAAUGAGAGGUUUUGCUGAAAGGUUAUAAGCAGAUAAUAUCUAACCUGCAGUAGAUUGCCUCUGACUAUGCCUGGACCUGGUGCUUUCAUAGUCAUAUUGACCAUUCAAAGUGCUUCACAUUAACACACCCGACACUGGAUCAGUUGGUAACUUGGGGUGAAGUGCUUCCUCCUAGGGGCCAGUUGGGAGAAUUGUCCUCAAAUACAAGCAUACAGUCCUAACCUUAGGCACUAUGAUAAGAUCAAAUGCAGACUAUGCAGCUUAGCCACAUUUAUUUAACACCUUGUAUAAUCAAAUAAGAAUACAUUCGGCAUUCUCACUUCUUAAGAUUGUGUUUCUCUUUAUUAUUAUUUUUCAGUGUUCCAUACAUUUUUCUGCACUUAACUAAUUCUGCCAUUGUUUAUAUAUGAAUUUCAACAAUUCAUAUAUCAAAAUGUUCUGCUUCUUCUGGAGCAUUUUGCUAUGACUUUUGGUAAAUUCAACUAUUAUACUUUUUGAAAUACAAUUACAAAUUUUUUCCAGAUUUCAACCCCAUUGAAAUGCAUUGAAAUUCUUCAGAAUUCCACAAAAUUCAGCAAAAACGUUUGCUCUUUUAUGGUUCACAACUUCUGCCUACUUCAACCUAAAAGCUCCAUUCGACUUUUAAGCAAGACACAAUAUGUUAAGAAAUCUUCAGAUGAUCCAGCUUUCUGAUACCGCUUAUGCUUUUUCUAAUAUUCCAAUUUAAGUUUUAUACAGAUUUUUGGCCAUUGACAGAACUUAGCCAAAUGGGGGAAUUUUUCUGCCAUAAUCCAAGAGCACACAUGUUCAUUCUGAAACCAAGAUUUAAUGUCUUUUGUUCUCAAAACUUGUAACACUUUUGCUUACAUUUUCAUUUUGAAAGCAGGACUUCAUGUCUUUCUUAAAACUUGUAAUGAUUGUACUCAAAGCUUCUCCUCGCGCUCACACUUAGUCUCUGCUUGGAGCAAAUCUUUGCUUGUAAAACUCUGCUCACUUGGAAGCAUUUUCCUGCCAUAAUUCAAGAGCACACAUAUUCAGGCUGAAAACAGGAUAUCAUGUCUUUUGUUCUCAAAACUUUUAAUACUUUUGCUUACAUUUUCAUUUUGAAAGCAGGACUUCAUGUCUUUCUUCUCAAAACGUGUAACUCUUAUACUCAAAAUAAGAGUUACAGCUCUUAUACUCUUCACACUCACACUUAGUAUCUGCUCGGACUCUCCACUCACUUACGAAACAUGGAACUGCCUUUUGGCACAGUCGCCUAGCAACCUCUCAGCCAAUAGAAUAAAAGUGUUGUACUGGGUGUGUUUGUUUCCUUCUAGCGGGUGUGCCUGUGUGGCUACUAUCGAUUGUAGCAACCUGCACCACCCACGGGAUGUAGGGAGAAACAACGACGUCAGCUUUGUGCUCUGUGUUUCACUAAACAUCCACCAGCAGUGUGCUACUGAUUGCUUACAGCUACUGAUCUUCAGCAGGAUUUUGUUCACCCAACCAAAAACAACAUAGUCAUGACAUGAUAUCUAUCAUGUGUAUCUAUCUUUACACCACUGCAUCCGACACUUUACAUUGUCCUUGGUGAUGUUCGGCUUGGAUGCAACUGGUUACCAUGGAAGCCCAUUCCAUGAAGCUCUCUGUGCACUGUUCUUGGGCUAAUCUGAAGGCCACAUGAAGUUUGGAGGUCUGUAGUGACUGACUCUGCAGAAAGUUGGUGAUGUCUUCGUUCUAUGUGCUCCAGCAUAGAUGUUUAGAUUGUGCUUCAUAAUAGCCUAAACAAAUCAAACAAAAACCAACAUGCUGAGUUGUUUUUUGAAAAACCAGAGCAUGUGAAGCAUAAUCUAAACAGAUUUACACUAUAGUUAGACUCCUGAUAAUGCCAUAAAAACAGUGAAAGUUUGUUCUUUAGAACAACUUUAUGAAAAUAUAACCCUAGUUUUACCUAACAUAUCUUGUGAAAAUGUCACAUGUUUUAGCACAGUGUUUCUCAACCCUGAUCCUCAUCGCCCCCUGCUCUGCAUGUUUUAGAUGUGCCUCUAUUC